Babesia bovis T2Bo is the source of this 863-nucleotide messenger RNA. Its product is annotated as G-patch domain family protein. The record is from RefSeq and is a predicted model, not a curated record. Gene Ontology annotation, cellular component: precatalytic spliceosome. Gene Ontology annotation, biological process: mRNA cis splicing, via spliceosome. Gene Ontology annotation, molecular function: nucleic acid binding. The transcript has a single exon. The coding region runs from base 21 to 818 and encodes 265 amino acids. Lineage: Eukaryota; Apicomplexa; Aconoidasida; Piroplasmida; Babesiidae.
GUAGGCAUCUUAUAAAAACAAUGUGGGAUAAUACAGCGUUGCCUCAGGGUACUUCGGCAUCAUCUAGGGUCCAUAGUGGCUCGACGCCAUUUGUUAAAUCACGUCGUCAGCAAUAUAGUUACAAUCCUAACGAUGUGUACGAUCCUAUGUAUCCCAAUGAUUACGAGCAUCUUUCUAGAGAGUUUGCUCGUCGUGCUACAGCUCAAACAACGCGUGUUGAGUUGAAGAUUAAGAAGGUAGAGGGCCCUAAGCUAUCUGCGGAGGAGGCCUACGAGCGUCGCAUGAAGCUUUUGGAUUCUGCUGAUAACACUGUGACUCAAGAUGCCACCGAUACAUCUAAGGGCGUUGGUAUGCGUAUAAUGCAGAAAUUGGGUUGGACCGAGGGUAAGGGUCUUGGUGCCAAUGAACAAGGUAUAGUUGCACCAUUGGUAGCUAAAAACACAGGUAAACACGUUGGUGUCAUUGUACAAGGAGCAAAGCUUGGUGCUAAUCCUGCGCAUUCAACAAGCCAAUCUACGGUACCACGUGACAGAGUCACUGCCUCCGCUGGCGGAAUGGCUGCUACGCGCGUGUUGAAACUUACUUUUGAGUGCACCAUUGAUGACACUGAUCGUUUACAGGAAGAGUUGGAGGAGUCUUUAUCGCAAUACGGGUCACUGAUUGAAGUCGUGGUCCAUCGCAGUGACACUACUAUAUCAUAUUGUGAGUUUGAGGACGACAGUCAAGCCCUGAGAGCCAUGAAUAAUGUGGACAAGGUUUUACCACAGUAUCGCAAAACCGCUACAUUCGCCACUGAGGAGGAAUACAACAACCUUUGAAUUGAUUUUUGAAAGAUUCCACAUAUUCUUCCUUGCACCAGAGCC